This is a messenger RNA of Ichthyophthirius multifiliis, 1870 nucleotides long. RefSeq names its product vacuolar sorting protein, putative. The transcript is spliced from 6 exons. NCBI's taxonomy places the organism in Eukaryota, Ciliophora, Oligohymenophorea, Hymenostomatida. Gene Ontology annotation, cellular component: CORVET complex; vacuole. Gene Ontology annotation, biological process: vesicle-mediated transport; intracellular protein transport. The record is from RefSeq and is a predicted model, not a curated record.
UAUGGAAAUUUUGGAUUCAAAUUAAGAUGACACAUUAAAUUAUGAAUAAAUAUUUGACGAUUAAAUAUUUAUGAUAAAUUUAAAAUAAAAACUUAUAUCAAUUUUAGAUUAAUUUCCAGGCAAAAAAAUAUUAUAUUUAGAUAAAAAGAUGCUAGAUUUAGUAAAUUUUAUAGUAUAAGCAAACACAUUAAAAGAUAAUGGAAUUAUAGAUACAUUUUAUUUAGAUUAAGAUGAAAGUUAUUCUGAAAUAAACUAAGUAAUUUUCUUCUUAUCUCCAUCAAUUGAACAUGUAAAAAGAAUUGCAAAAAUUAUUCACAGUGACUAAAGUAGAGGAUAAUAAAAGAAAUAUUGUAGUAUAUUUUCUCCAAGAAUAACAUCUUUAUGUCGUGAAGCAUUUGAAAAAUUAGGAGUAAUGAGUAAUAUAAUAAUAAAGAAUUUUAAUUUCGAUUUAAUUCCUUUAGAAUCAGAUUUGUUUUCUUUAGAAAUAAAUACAGUAAUUGAAGAUAUGUAUUUUGAUAAAGACCAAAGUAUUUUUUAACAAGUAGCUGAUUCUAUUUAAAGAAUCGAACUUUUAUACGGAAAGUCAAAAAAAGUUUUUGCGAAAGGACAUGCAGCUAAAGGUGUUUUGUAAGUACUUUUAAAUAGAGAAAAAAGUGGGAGAAUUUUCGAGGAUGAAGGAAAUGAUUAUUCUCUUUUAGAUUCUAUCAUAAUGAUUGACAGAACAUCAGAUUUAAUAAGCCCUUUAUGUACCCCUUUUACUUAUUAAGCAAUAGUAGACUAAAAAUAUUAAAUAAAUUAAAAUUUCGUGGAAGUUCCUGCAACUUUGUUUAAAGAAAAGGUACAAAAUAAUCAGGAAACUUGCCAAUUAUAUAUGAAUUCAAAUACAGAUGAAAUAUAUAAAUAAAUAAGAGGAAAAAAUGUAAAAUCUUGUCAAGGCUAUUUAUAAAAAAGAAGAGAUGAGUGUAAAAAUUAUAUCUAAUCUAAAAAAGAAAAUAUUCUAAAUAUUAGUUAGUAAGAAAGAGAAAUGUUCAUUAAAUAAUCUAAAAUUUUUACUUUUAUUUUAAAUCAUAUUGUUUUAGUUUGCGAUAUUAGUUAAAUGAUUGACUCUAUUUUAUUUGAUAAAAAUAUGAAGGCUGAAGUUAAUAUAAUCCUUUAAAAUAAUAUGGAAGAAACUCUUGAACACAUUGAUAACCUUAUUGCCUUUUAAUAUCCUUUAGAAGAAAUUCUAAGAUUAUUAGCUUUAUAUUCGUAAGUUGAAAAUGGAAUUAAAUAAAAAUAAUAUGACCAUUUCAGAAAAGAAAUCGUUGAGGUUUAUGGUAUUUAACAUCUAAUCACUUUAAAUAAAAUGCAAGAAAUUGGUCUAAUAAAAAAACAAGUUCAAAAAUCAGAAUGGGAAAAUUUAAGAACUAAACUUGAUUUAAUUAAUGAAGAAGUAGAUCUUGAUAAUCCUGAUGAUAUUUCUUAUGUUUAUUUAGCUUAUGCUCCUUUAUCGGUAAGGUUAGUUGAAUAAACAUUUAAAUAAGGCUAAUGGAAAGAUAUUUAAAAAGAAUUAGAAUAUUUAAAUGGACCUUCAAUGUUUUAAGCUUAAGAAGAUACUAAUUAAUCUAAGCGAAAAAAGCUAGUUCUUGUGUAUUAUGUAGGAGGAGUUACUUAUGGAGAAGUAGCAGCCUUAAGACUUUUAGCUAAAAAAUAUAAUAAAGAAAUUAUUAUCUGUACAACUAAUAUUAUUAAUAGCUAAAGAUUAAUAAAAAUGUUAAUGUGAAGUUUUAUAGUAUAUAUCUAAUUUCAUUUAAAAUUAAAAGGCAUAUAAAAUUGAUAUAUUAUUUGUAAAAAUCAAUAUUAAUAAAAAUAUUUAAAAAGUAUUUACUUG